Molecule: messenger RNA, 2063 nt
Organism: Misgurnus anguillicaudatus (oriental weatherfish)
Lineage: Eukaryota; Metazoa; Chordata; Actinopteri; Cypriniformes; Cobitidae
Gene: tent5ba
Product: terminal nucleotidyltransferase 5ba
Biological process (GO): mRNA stabilization
Molecular function (GO): poly(A) RNA polymerase activity; RNA binding
Source: RefSeq, a predicted model, not a curated record
UUUCCUAGCAUACUGUAACUCUUGUGGCAUUGCUGUUGUGUGCACGCGGAUUUGGAAUAGUGAAGUGCGAGCGCAGCUGGAUCCCUUCAAGAACCGUUUUGAGGUUUAUAGUCGACAAAAAGAGCUUCUGCAAAAAUAACAGAUUUACUUAGGAUCGUCAUCCCCAGUGUUUGAAGGCCAGCAAUAUCUUUCGGAAGUUUUUGUGUAUUUUGUCCAAAGCUCGGUUGUUCUUUCCAUCGCCAUGUCCUCCGGUGAUGUGUCAGAGCAGUGUGGUAGGGUUUGCGUGUUAUCUUGGGAGCAGGUGCAACGUUUGGACUCUAUUCUCGGCGAGACGGUUCCCGUUCACGGACGUGGAAACUUCCCGACUCUUUCAGUACAGCCGCGUCAGAUCGUUCAGGUGGUUCGAGCACGUUUGGGGGAGCGAGGCAUCAAUGUUGAGGAUGUAAGGUUAAACGGCUCAGCUGCCAGUCACGUUCUUCACCAGGACACGGGACUUGGGUACAAGGAUUUGGACCUGAUAUUUAGACUUUCGCUGUCGGACGACCAAGCCUUCCGGGUGGUGAAGGAUGUGGUUCUCGACAGCCUGCUGGACUUCCUACCCGAGGGCGUCAGCAAGGAGAGGAUCUCUGCGCUUACUCUGAAGGAGGCCUACGUACAGAAGUUGGUAAAGGUCUGCAAUGACACCGACCGCUGGAGUCUCAUCUCGCUUUCCAACAACACGGGGAAGAACGUGGAACUCAAAUUCGUGGACUCUUUGAGGCGCCAGUUUGAAUUCAGCGUGGAUUCUUUCCAGAUACAUUUGGACUCUCUACUUAUGUUUGACCGUUGUUCAGAGACGCCCAUGUCCGAGAGCUUCCACCCGUCAGUAGUGGGAGAAAGCAUGUAUGGGGACUUCAAAGAAGCUCUCGGCCAUUUAUGCAACAAGAUCCUCGCCACGAGGAACCCAGAAGAAAUCCGGGGAGGUGGACUCUUAAAAUAUUGCCACCUGUUGGUGCGAGGUUUUCGUCCGACGUCCGAAUCGGAGAUGAAGUCGCUCCAGCGGUACAUGUGCUCUCGGUUCUUCAUUGACUUUCCAGACAUAGUUGAGCAGCAGAGAAAGCUGGAGGCUUACCUGCAAAAUCACUUCACCGGAAUGGAACACAAACGUUACGACUGUUUGGUCACGUUGUACCACGUGGUCAACGAAAGUACGGUUUGUUUAAUGGGACACGAAAGGCGACAGACACUAAAUCUUAUCUCGAUGCUUGCGCUCAGGGUGCUGGCUGAACAAAACGCCAUCCCUACGGUAACCAACGUCACGUGCUAUUACCAGCCGGCUCCCUACGUGCGAGACAUCAACUUCAGUAACUACUACAUAGCUCGAGUACAGCCGCUGGUGCACACGUGCAGUAAUUCGUAUCCGACGUGGCUGCCCUGUAACUGACCCACAGUACCUCUUCUAGAGAUUAAAAUCAACUUCCCAUGCGGUGAGGUCGAUAUGCAAGCAAGUGAAUACCAUAGUCACUGUUAAAAAACAGAAAUGGACUUUGGAGCUCUUUAAACAAUAGCAAAAUGUAUUGUUUUGCUAAAUGUGACAUAACGUGUAUAAAAUGACUGUUCACUGCUGUAUGUCUGAUUUGAGCCAAUCUUUACAAUCGUAACUUGCAGAGCGAAUGAGGGUUUGUCAAUCUCUUUUUACAUGUAGCAGAAAUAUUGUCUUGGGAUUGAGCAUUUUCCGUUUUUCGAGUGCAUUAUAGAUUCGUUUAAACACUCAGAAGUCGUGUAAAUGGGGAGUGAAGGCUGCUGGGGGAAAGACAUGAAGCUAAAUAUGUAUUUCUCUUUUUGCAAGACGGUGGUUUCAAACAACCUCUGCUUCUUGGUUGUUUAAAGGACCAAAGAUAUUUUAUUUUCGUCUUUAAGAAAGGAAUGUUUGCUGUUGUAAUUCCAAGUGCCUAAAAACAUUGUACAGAAAAAUGAGACCUGUGUUCUCUACAAAAGUUUUUUUUCUCUUCUAGUUAAUUGUAAAUCUCUAUUUUCAGGGAUGAAGGCAUGCAUUUCCAUGUGAUUAAAAAGCACACAACUCA